AGGAGUAUAUAAGGCGGAACGACCCAGCCUAAGUCAGUCAUUCACCAAGCCAUUAAUCCACCACAUACCAACCAAACAAUCAUGAAGGCCUUCAUCGUGCUGGCAUGCCUCGCCGUCGCAUCGGCUCACCCCGGACUUAGCCACGGAGGUGGUUACGGAGGUAGCUAUGGAGGCCUAGGUGGUCACGGAGGAGCUGGUCUUAGCGGUGGACUUGCUGCUGGUGCUGGAACCGCAGGCUCCCUCCAAGGUGGUGCAUCCAGCUUGGGAUCCGGUGGUCUUGGUGCUAGCUAUGCUGCUGGAGACUUGGAGGCGCUGGCGGCUUCGCAGGAGGCGCAGGAAUCGGAGGUGGACACGAUGGCGGAUAUGGAGGCCAUGGUAAAUGGUAAACGGGUCAACACCUCAGUCAUUUCGGCUCGGCGACAACGGAAACCUCCCACAGUUAUACCGGUCAAUGAUCCUUAA
This is a messenger RNA of Belonocnema kinseyi, 462 nucleotides long. Its product is annotated as keratin, type I cytoskeletal 9-like. NCBI's taxonomy places the organism in Eukaryota, Metazoa, Arthropoda, Insecta, Hymenoptera, Cynipidae. The record is from RefSeq and is a predicted model, not a curated record. The coding region runs from base 82 to 462 and encodes 126 amino acids. The transcript is spliced from 3 exons.